Molecule: messenger RNA, 1023 nt
Organism: Papilio xuthus (Asian swallowtail)
Lineage: Eukaryota; Metazoa; Arthropoda; Insecta; Lepidoptera; Papilionidae
Source: RefSeq, a predicted model, not a curated record
UUGAUUGCAGCUCAGUUUGAUUGUCAAUGUCAAUUGUAAAAUUUGCACGAACUGAAGUAUUGUGAUCUUCGAGCAAUAAUUAGCGAAUAAUUGUAUGUUUGUGAUACCCGGAACAGCAUUUUAUAUCAAUAUUUAUAAGUAUGCUUAUGGAAUUAUAGGAAUAGUAAAACAAUAUCCACCGAAAUGGUUGUUUCACCGCAAAGCCCUGCUGGCGAAGCCCCAAAUGUGCAAGGUUCUAAAACCAAUAUGGCGUCCAAACAAACUUCUGUAGCCGAUACAAGAGUUGAAUUAGCAGAAUUAGUUAAAAGAAAAGCCGAAGUAGCAGAGACUUUGGCUAGUUUGGAGCGACAAAUUUACGCUUUUGAAGGUUCGUACUUAGAAGAUACUCAAUUGUAUGGUAAUAUAAUACGAGGAUGGGACCGCUACCUCACAACCAACAAAAGUACAAAUUCCAAAGCUGAUAAACGUAAUAGGAAGUUUAAGGAAGCAGAACGGUUGUUUUCUAAAUCUUCUAUAACUUCAAUGGCUGCAGUCAGUGGACUUGUAGAUCCAGCAGAAACAAAAAAUGAAAGGAAUAGUGAAACGGAAUCGCAGACAAAUGAGGAUUCUUCAGAUACACAAUUGAGUGGAUUAAACUUAGGAAAUCUGAAUCACACAACAAUACAUGGCUCCACGGAGAGUAUUGCAUCUAAGCCAUCUGGGAAACAACACACCAAUGGAGUUAUUGAAAAAGCAAUGAGUCAAACAAAACAAAGUGCAACUCAAAAGAUGGCAUCUGGUAUGCUACAGAAGUCAUUUAACAGUGAUACUAAAAUGCUAUCCGCAGUUGGAUUAGACAGUAGACCUGGCACUCCAAAGGAUAAAGACUCUACUCUAGGUAUUGCCAACAAAGGAGAUACAACGCUGAACUCAUUGAAACAUAAACUCACUAAUAGCAACAGUAACAAUGUUAAAAAAAAUAACAACAAAAAGGCCAGGCAUAGAUAAAUUGUCAAUUCAUCUGAUGAAAAAAAAACUUUCAUA